This is a messenger RNA of Lithohypha guttulata, 1806 nucleotides long. RefSeq lists its product as uncharacterized. NCBI's taxonomy places the organism in Eukaryota, Fungi, Ascomycota, Eurotiomycetes, Chaetothyriales, Trichomeriaceae. The transcript has a single exon. Gene Ontology annotation, molecular function: damaged DNA binding; DNA-directed DNA polymerase activity. The record is from RefSeq and is a predicted model, not a curated record. Bases 1 to 1806 code for a protein of 601 amino acids. Gene Ontology annotation, biological process: translesion synthesis.
AUGCAGCAGGGACGUGCUCAGAAGCGAGAUGAUGGCAGGAUAAUCAUUCACUUUGAUUAUGAUGCAUUUUACGCAAGUGUGGUCGAAAACGAGAAUCCGGCCUUAAAAAGUGUACCGCUCGCUAUUCAACAGAAGCAGAUCGUGGUCACCUGCAACUACGAAGCUCGUAAAAGAGGUCUCCACAAGCUGCAACUAAUCACUGAAGCUAAGCGAGUCUGUCCUGAUGCUGUUAUCAUUCUGGGAGAAGACCUUACAAGGUUUCGCAAUGCCUCGAAAGAAUUGUGGAAUUUCCUUCGGGAAAGGAUAUGGAGUGACCGAGCUGAGAGACUUGGAUUUGACGAGGUUUGGCUGGAUUGUACUGACAUGAUUGACUACAAUGUUGAACUGCUGAACCUGAACGAUCUGCAGCAUUCUUUUUUCUGCAUGGACAGGAACGAUCCAACAUGUGGCUUCGAGUACGACUCACACCAGGUCUUCGGACCUACCUUCCCUGUCCAUGCAGCAGCCGGUUACGAGCUGAAUGACCAGGAUCGGAUACUGCAUACACGACUCAUACUUGGCUCGCAUUUGGCUAGACACCUUCGGCACGAGCUUGAGUCGCAAAAGAAUUACACAGCAACAGUCGGUAUUGCAACCAACAAGACACUGUCCAAGCUAGUGGGUAACGCGAAUAAGCCAAAGAAUCAGACAGUGCUUAUGCCACCACUGUAUGAUGACGAUGGCAAGGAAGGAGCAAUACAUGCUUUCAUGGAUGCCCACGAUAUUGGAAAGGUUCCAGGUAUCGGUUUCAAGUUAGCACACAAGAUCCGAGCCUUCAUACUGGAUAGAGAACCUGCUCACGAUCAAGGUCUUGUUUAUGGUGGAACCAAAGAAAACAUUACAGUUCGUGAUGUUCGUCUGCAUCCUGCUCUGAAUCCUGAGAAGCUUGAGCAGAUACUCGGAGGUCCGGGGUCGCAGCGAGGCAUUGGUGGCCGUAUCUGGUCACUACUGCAUGGUUACGAUGAUGCUGAGGUAGGCAAAGCCAAGCGCGUUCCUGCCCAGAUCAGCCAAGAGGAUUCUUACAUGAAAUAUCUGCAUAAUUUCGACCAGGUGCGUCACCAGCUGUUCCUUCUGUCAGAGAGACUCAUCCGUCGCAUGCAUAUCGAUCUUAUGGAAGACGAUGACGAUACUGAGGCUGACACAGACACUACGCGACGAAGGUGGCUAGCUCACCCGCGCACUCUUCGCCUAACCACCAGACCAAGGCCACCUCUCAACCCAGAGGGUACGCGCUUGCGAUCGUUCAAUCGCAUCUCACACUCUGCGCCCCUGCCGACCUUCGUUUUCAGUCUGACAGAACCACCAUCCUUGUUGGCUGACAGGCUGGUUGACACUACGCUGACUAACAUGUUUAGAAAGUUACAUCCUGAGAGGAAUGGCUGGAACUUGAGCCUUGUCAAUAUCGCUGUCACCAAUAUGGCAGAGACAGCUGCUGACACCAAAGACAGUGCAGGUAGAGACAUUGGUCGUAUGUUCCAGCGGCAAGAAGAGGUGUUGAAGGACUUCAAAAUCACCGAGCCGGAAAACGUUUCCAGCAUAAAUUUCGAGGCGCAAUGCGAGACCGAUCCGUUGCCACCCCAGGCAAUGCAAGGCUCAGCAGAAUGGAACGAGGACGACGACUGGCAAUCGUCUGGCGACGAGAUCGAGGCUGGUCAAGUUUACGUUUGUCAAUCGUGCGGCCAAGAAAUCCCAACCUUCGCCUAUCCAGCACAUAUGAGAUUUCACGAUAUGGUAGGCAGUCGCCCUCAGGGCCUUUCAGAUGAUUGA